AGCUGUUCCAGCCCUCAGACCUCCCAGGACUCCUCCUCCCCCAACUCGGAAUGGCUCGUCGAUUCCGGGGUGCAGCCCUGCUGGUGGCUGCGAUGCUACUGUGCUGCUGGCACUGCAGCUUCGUAAGUCCACAGGGGGCCAGCAGGCGUGAGAUGGCGGCCGGCUUAGCCACUGGGCUGGUUGGUUUGCUGAGCGAAUCUGCUCGCGCAUAUGAUUUGCCAGAUUUGCCCUACGCUUAUGAUGCGCUGGAACCUUCCAUUGACAAAGCGACCAUGGAGUUCCACCAUGACAAGCAUCACCUGACCUACGUGACCAACAUCAACAAGGCAAUGGAAGGAAAGAGUCAGCCACCCCUUGUGGAACUGCAGAAGUCGGCAAUCAAGGACGGGGCUGCCUUCCGUAACAGUGGUGGAGGUGCAUACAACCACAACUUCUUUUGGUUGGAGAUGGCACCUACUGGCAAGGGAGGGAAACCAUCGGAGAAGUUGUCGAAGGCCAUUGACGACUCCUUCGGGUCAAUGGAUGACUUCAAGGCAAAGUUCGAGGCUGCAGGAGCUCCCGGGGCGCGCUUUGGCUCUGGCUGGGUUUGGUUGGUUGUGACUGAUGACAAGAAGCUGGCCAUUACCUCGACCCCCAAUCAGGACAACCCUUUGAUGGAUGGGGUUGAGGGCACGGCAGGCAUCCCAAUCUUGGGCUGCGACGUGUGGGAGCAUGCCUACUACUUGAAGUACCAAUAUCGCCGUCCAGACUACAUCAAGGCCUGGUGGGAUGUGGUCAACUGGGAUCAGGUGAGUGCAUGGUAUGAGGAUGCCUUGGGCGGCAAGGCACCCACCGCGGACUCGGCGACUUCCGCCGCAGCCCUGAGCGGCCGCAAGACCUCAUCGUCUUUCAAUUUGAAGUUGGGCUUUGAAGCCAACGCAAAGUAUGGAUCCUGAAGGUCUUUGAGCAGCUUUGCGAAGUAUGGAUCUGGUACCACACCAGAAUAGGCUUUUAUGAGCUGAGACCCAUUAGCAAGUGUGCUUGAGGCUG
This is a messenger RNA of Durusdinium trenchii, 1029 nucleotides long. NCBI's taxonomy places the organism in Eukaryota, Dinophyceae, Suessiales, Symbiodiniaceae. The record is from the annotation of a GenBank genome assembly.